AAUAAAUAUUUAAAAACAAGAAAACAAAAACAGGAAAUAAUUGUUUAAAAAAAUAAUAAUAAUAACAUAUAAUUAUUGUAGGCGAGGUAUAAUAAAAUCAGUCAGAACGUUGCAGUGUAAAGUAUAUCCAAGUCCGGGCGCAGCCCGAAGUGUAUGGGAACUACCAGUUCAGGCUUCUUGCAACAUGGUAGCCGAUGCAGACCAUUCAGCCCCAACAGUGAAUGAUGCCAAAGAUACGAAUAGUGUCUCUUAUGGAGACACAAAUGAUGUGUACAAUGAAAAAGGGUUACGAACAAUUUUCGAUGUGGUCAAAACUGGUGAUGUGGUCGAAGUUGAAUCACUUAUUGAAAAACUUGGAUCGCAAAUAUUACGAGCUCGUGACGAAUGGGGUUACACUCCAGCCCAUUGGGCUGCAUUGGACGGGCACGUAGAAAUAAUGCGGUACUUGGUUGAACAUCAAGCUCCAAUUGAUUUAUCAUGUUUGGGUACACAAGGACCAAGGCCCAUACAUUGGGCUUGCAGAAAGGGACAUGCAGCAAUAGUGCAAAUACUUUUACAAGCCGGAGUUGCUGUGAAUGCUGCUGAUUUUAAAGGAUUAACACCUUUAAUGACCGCAUGUAUGUUUGGUCGAACAGCUACUGCGGCAUUUUUAUUAGGCAUGGGAGCGUUAAAUCAUCUUGUGGAUAUUAAUGGAGAUACGGCCUUACAUUGGGCUGCAUAUAAAGGUCAUGCUGAUUUGAUACGUCUUUUGAUGUAUUCGGGAGUUAAUCUGCAAAAAGCUGACCAUUUUGGAUCAACACCUUUACAUUUGGCAUGUUUAUCGGGGAAUGUUACAUGCGUUAAAAUUUUAUGCGAAAAGAGUAAUAUCGAUCUGGAUCCAUUGGACAAAAAUGAUAAAACGCCAUUAAUGUUGGCAAGAAGUCACCGUCAUACAGAUAUUGUUCAAGUUUUGGAGAGUGAAAAGAAAAGACGUUCACGUUGGUUCCCGCCAAUAUCUGAAAUUUGGGGAUUGUUAUUUGGAGCUGCUGGUGAUUCAAAAGGACCAUUAUUGUUAUUUAUAACAUCUGUACUUCUGUGGGGUUAUCCAAUGUAUUUAAUCAGGUGCGUUCCAAUCACAUGGAAUAUUCUACGCGGUUCCCAUUAUUGUUUCAUAUUCUGGAAUGUUGUAAUGUGGCUGAGUUGGAUAAUAGCAAAUCGUAAAAAUCCUGGAUACGUUCCAUUAAAUUCUGAAACAUAUUAUCGAACAAUUAAACAAAUACCAUACUAUGAUAAAUGGAAAAAACGGAAUGUGAUUUUAUCACGAUUAUGUCAUAGUUGUCGAUGUUUACGACCGUUACGUGCGAAACAUUGCCGAAUAUGUAAUCGUUGCGUAUCAUAUUUUGAUCAUCAUUGUCCAUUUAUUUAUAAUUGUGUUGGUGUACGAAAUCGUAUGUGGUUCUUUUUGUUUGUGAUGAGUGUAGCGAUUAAUUGCUCGUAUUCGAUAUAUUUUGCCUUGUACUGUGUGGCUAUCGAAGGUUUCGAAAUGCUUUAUGUACUUGGUUUAAUUGAAUCGUUUGUAUUCUGUGCCUUGGGAUGGAUUUUAACAUGUACUUCGGUUCUACAUGCUUGCAUGAAUUUAACCACAAAUGAAAUGUUCAAUUACAAACGUUAUCCAUAUUUACGUGACAAGCGUGGGAGAUAUUUAAAUCCAUUUUCACGUGGACCAUUUUUAAAUUUACUAGAAUUCUUCUUUUGCUCAUCGGAAACUUACUACGAAGAGGAUUAUCUAUUGGAAGAGCUUAUUUGAUUGAGACCUGAAUGCACAAACAGCACACCAUGUAGACUGAAUAAUCAUGCUACAAAAACGACAACGUCUUAGUAGAAGGUUGUUACAAAUUAAAUUGUAGCGAUUUGAUACAAAUUGUUAAUACGAUUUCGUCAAUUAUUUUUUUAUAAAGACAUGUCACGAUGGAAAAAUGUGUCUUUAGGAUACAAUAUUUUAGUACAAGGGUUAUGAGAUCUAAAACCAAUGUCAUUUUCGCAAAAUUCGAAAAUUUGAUAAAAUAGUUUCUUUGGGUAUAACUUUAGUUCGAAACAUUUCUUGAAAAACGAAUCAAUUCGAAUAAAUCCGCUGUAAAAA
Messenger RNA from Chrysoperla carnea, 2119 nucleotides. RefSeq names its product probable protein S-acyltransferase 23 (gene Patsas). The transcript has 6 exons. NCBI's taxonomy places the organism in Eukaryota, Metazoa, Arthropoda, Insecta, Neuroptera, Chrysopidae. Gene Ontology annotation, biological process: protein palmitoylation. Gene Ontology annotation, cellular component: Golgi membrane. The record is from RefSeq and is a predicted model, not a curated record. Bases 185 to 1786 code for a protein of 533 amino acids. Gene Ontology annotation, molecular function: palmitoyltransferase activity; protein binding.